UGACUUGAUUGUCUUGAUUUUUGGGUGACAUUUUAAAAUAUAAAACAUCUACUUCCCGAAACUACUGGGGCGAUGGCUCCACCCAGCGAUUGUAACAUAUUGUGAUUAAACAGACAAAGUACUGAGCCCUUCCUGCUUGUGAAAUCGGAGAUAAAAUGGGCCUGGACACAAAGUGACACCUGCGCAAGCCACAAACAAAAGGACUAAUAUAUUACAGUGUCUUAAGCCGUGAGGAAGAGAAUACUGACUGCACUUCAAUUCUGAGUUGGGAAUCUAUCAUCACUGACAUGUCAAAAGUAUCAAAAUGGUUGUUAAUCUCCGUCUUACUUGCUGCCUUUAUCUUCAUCUUCUUCUACAAACUGAGAGUGGACAGGACAGUGAGGUCCAUCCCACAACCCCGUGCAGCUCCAAAUGCAUGCCCCUUCAGGGUCUCUGAUGACACCAUCACCCCCCUCAGCAAUACCAAGCACUUACUGGUGUCAGCCUUCAUGGACCAGAGAGUGAAGGGCUUUGACAUUCGCAUCAUUGGAAUAUUCAGGAGAGACUCCAUCCAACCUCUUUACUGUGUUUUCUGCUGUUCAGGCCAUUUAUCAACUACAACUGCAACAACAAUUUUACAACACACGGACAACUUUGGUUUUCCCUUCGCCACGACGGAUGUCAUGUGUCCGAUCCCUCAAAACUGCAAGGCUACACAUGUUAGUCUUCAGACUCAGCAAGACAGAGUGGAGGUAUUUAACCAAACUUGGCUUCCAAUAAGAAACCAGAAGGGGAAGGAGGAGAAGAUGUUUGACUUCACAGUCUGCGUGUCCAACCUGUUUGGAGAAUACAACAAUGUUCUUCAGUUUGCACAGACCCUGGAGAUGUACAGGUUGCUGGGUGUGGACAGAGUGGUGAUCUAUAACACCAGCUGUGGCCCAGACCUCGAACGCCUGCUGCAGGGCUACAGCCAGGAGGGCUUUGUGGAGAUGGUUCCUUGGCCAAUCGACAAGCAUCUGAAUCCAUCUCGUGGCUGGCUUUUCUCAAUGAGUGGGGGGGACGUGCACUACUUUGGUCAGCUGGCCACGCUUAAUGAGUGCAUUUACAGAUCCAUGGACCGCUCCCGAUACGUCCUGUUGAAUGAUAUUGAUGAGAUUAUAAUGCCGUACCACCACAACAACCUAAAGCUACUCAUGGAAACGCUCCAACAGCAGCAUCCAAAUACAGGGGUGUUCUUGAUUGAAAAUCAUGCCUAUCCCAAGAAACCCUUUGAGGAAAGUAAAAUGGGUCCACUGCCUCAAUGGAAAGGAGUGCCAGGUUUUAAUAUUUUGGAGCGCAUCUACAGGGAGGAGCCUGACAGAAGUAUAUACCACCCCCACAAGUUGAUAGUUCAGCCAAGGUCAGUGGAGCAGACCUCAGUCCAUGAGGUCCUCAAGACAUUUGAUAAAAUAUUCAAGGUUCCACCAGAUGUCUGUCGGGUCAUUCACAGCCCAAUCAAAGUCUCAAGUCAACGCCCGCAAGAAUUUCUCCAUGUAGACACUCGACUGUGGGACUUUGAAGAGAAACUGAUCACCAGAGUGAACGAGGCGCUGAGUAGAACGGGGCUGCUGAGCUCAGAGGGGUAGAGCUGAACAUAUGAUCUGGCUAAGUUUAGAAUAUCACCUACAGAACAUAUAAAACUAUGUUGGUACAAUCUAGGCAGGAAAAUUAAAAAAAAACAAACUUUAAGAUGAAUUAUUU
This is a messenger RNA of Scatophagus argus, 1719 nucleotides long. Its product is annotated as glycosyltransferase family 92 protein F13G3.3-like. The transcript is spliced from 5 exons. The coding region runs from base 288 to 1604 and encodes 438 amino acids. Lineage: Eukaryota; Metazoa; Chordata; Actinopteri; Scatophagidae. The record is from RefSeq and is a predicted model, not a curated record.